AUGUACGCCGGCUAUGACACGACGGCGUCAGUCGCAUCAAAUGCUGUCUGGCAGCUGGCUAAGCACCCCGAGGUUUGGGACAAGGUAAAGGAAGAACAGGCCGGAGUCGUGGCAGAGUACGGACCUGUCUUCACGGAGGUAGCCGUCGAGGCCAUGGUAUACACGGAGGCCGUGGUCAAGGAGGCCAUGCGAGUGAUGCCCCCCCUUGCCGCCAAUUUCAAGAUCGCCACAAAGACCUUCGGCCUGGCGGGGCGCCGCAUACCCAAGGGUUGGAUGGUGGUCACCGCCACCGGGUCCACCGCGCAGUACUUCAACGACCGGUGGCCCAUGGACGCCGAUUUUCGCCCCGAGCGGUUCCUGACCGGCAAGGCUCCGGAUGCCUGCCAGGAUAUGGUCUUCGGUUUGGGCGCCCACACGUGCAUUGGAAGUCGUCUGUCCCUCGUGGAGAACACGGUGGUUCUCGCGACGUUGGCGAGGGGUUACGUCUUCAGCCUCGUAGAGGACGGCUCCCGCGUCGUCAGCGACCCGAUGCCCCGCCCCGAGAAUGGCUUGCCCGUGUGUGUGACCAGGCGGGGCGACCCGCGCAACCAAUGA
Ostreobium quekettii is the source of this 594-nucleotide messenger RNA. NCBI's taxonomy places the organism in Eukaryota, Viridiplantae, Chlorophyta, Ulvophyceae, Bryopsidales, Ostreobiaceae. The record is from the annotation of a GenBank genome assembly.